Dipodomys ordii (Ord's kangaroo rat) is the source of this 3082-nucleotide messenger RNA. RefSeq names its product C2 calcium-dependent domain containing 5 (gene C2cd5). The transcript has 22 exons. Gene Ontology annotation, molecular function: calcium ion binding; calcium-dependent phospholipid binding. Gene Ontology annotation, cellular component: plasma membrane. The record is from RefSeq and is a predicted model, not a curated record. Lineage: Eukaryota; Metazoa; Chordata; Mammalia; Rodentia; Heteromyidae. Gene Ontology annotation, biological process: protein localization to plasma membrane; positive regulation of protein targeting to membrane; positive regulation of D-glucose transmembrane transport. The coding region runs from base 1 to 2646 and encodes 881 amino acids.
AUGGAGGGCCCGCCCUCCUCCCGUGGCUGCACCUCCAGCCCCACCCCGUCUGCUCGUCCUCAGGUGAAGUUCGGCAACACUACCUUUAAGACGGACGUGUACCUCAAGUCGCUGAACCCCCACUGGAACUCGGAGUGGUUUAAGUUCGAGGUGGACGAUGAGGAUCUGCAGGACGAGCCGCUGCAGAUCACCGUGCUGGACCACGACACCUACAGCGCGAACGACGCCAUCGGCAAGGUGUACAUCGACAUCGACCCUCUGCUGUACAGCGAGGCCGCCACCGUCAUCUCGGGCUGGUUCCCCAUCUACGAUACCAUUCACGGUAUCCGUGGAGAAAUCAAUGUCGUCGUCAAAGUAGACCUUUUCAAUGAUUUAAAUCGAUUUAGACAGUCCUCGUGUGGGGUGAAAUUCUUCUGCACAACAUCCAUCCCCAAGUGUUACAGAGCUGUGGUCAUUCAUGGGUUUGUGGAAGAACUUGUGGUCAAUGAAGACCCAGAGUAUCAGUGGAUCGAUCGAAUCCGCACACCCAGGGCAUCCAAUGAGGCCAGACAGAGACUCAUCUCCUUAAUGUCAGGUGAGCUGCAGAGGAAGAUUGGCCUGAAAGUCCUGGAGAUGCGCGGGAACGCGGUGGUCGGGUACUUGCAGUGUUUUGAUCUGGAGGGCGAGUCGGGGCUCGUGGUCCGAGCCAUCGGCACGGCGUGCACGCUGGACACCUUAACGAACCCAGCCACCUUCCUCCCGACGUGCCACUCCCCCUCCAAAGAGAUGAAGGAGUCUCCGCUCGCCCACCCCGCAAACAGCCACGGAUGCCGCUCGACUCAUAACAGCCCAAUUCACACUGCCUGCGGCUCCCGACUCACCCAGAACCUCUCUGUGUCUGUCCCCACUCUCAUCUACACUGGAAUGGGCAGUGCUGGGAAGGACGGGCCUUUCAAAGCGCUUCUGAGACAACAGACCCAGUCAGCGCUGGAGCAGAGGGAGUUUCCGUUUUUUACCUUAACGGCCUUCCCUCCCGGAUUCCUGAUACACGUGGGUGGUGUGGUCAGCGCUCGGUCUGUGAAGCUGUUGGAUCGCAUACACAACCCUGACGAACCGGAAACUCGAGACGCCUGGUGGGCAGAAAUCAGACAGGAAAUCAAAUCCCACGCGAAGGCAUUAGGCUGUCACGCCGUGGUGGGCUACAGCGAGUCAACCAGCAUCUGUGAGGAAGUGUGCAUCCUGUCCGCCUCGGGCACCGCGGCCGUGCUGAACCCUCGCUUCCUGCAGGACGGCGUGCUGGAGGGCUGCCUGGAGCAGAGGCUGGGAGAAAGCCAGCCCCCCGGCUGUGGAUUCUGCCACACCCCUUACGAUGAGGUGAACACGCCGUUCCCCGCGCACCUGGCGCUGUGCUGCUGCUGCCGCCGGCAGAAGGUGCCCGACGUCCUGCUCACCACCAUCGACCUCCCCGCACAGGCCGCGGUGGUCGGGAAGGGCUGUCUGAUUCAAGCCAGGUUGUGUCGCUUGAAAAAGAAAGCCCAGGCAGAAACGAACGCCACGGCCAUCAGCAACCUCCUUCCGUUCAUGGAGUACGAGCUGCACACCCAGCUGAUGAACAAGCUGAAGCUCAAGGGCAUGAACGCCUUGUUCGGCCUGAGGAUUCAGAUCACCGUGGGGGAAAAUAUGGUGAUGGGUUUAGCGUCGGCCACAGGCGUGUACCUGGCAGCGCUGCCCAUGCCAGGUGGCAUUCAGAUCGCUGGCAAGACCCCGGGCGACGGCUCCUACGAACAGCACGUUUCCCACAUGCAGAGGAAGAUCAACGACACCAUCGCCAAGAACAAGGAGCUGUACGAGAUCAGCCCACCGGAAGUGGUGGAAGAGGUUGUAGGAUCACCCAUCCCAGAGCCCAGACAGCGCUCCCGACUUCUGAGAUCACAGUCGGAAAGUUCCGAUGAGGCCGCAGAAUUAGAUCUCUCCCACGGGAAGAAAGAUGCUUUUGUUUUGGAGAUCGACGACACGGAUGCCAUGGAAGAUGUGCACUCGCUCCUCACCGACGUGCCCCCGCCCCCAGGCUUUUAUAGUUGCAAUACAGAGAUUAUGCCUGGCAUCAAUAACUGGACCUCAGAAAUACAGAUGUUCACGUCCGUAAGAGUCAUCCGACUGAGCAGCCUGAACCUGACAAACCAAGUGCUCAACAAGAACUUCAACGACCUGUGUGAAAACCUGCUCAAGAGUCUGUAUUUUAAACUCCGGUCCAUGAUUCCGUGCUGCCUUUGUCACGUGAACUUCACAGUCUCAUUGCCUGAAGAUGAAUUAAUUCAGGUCACCGUCACUGCCGUCGCGAUUACGUUUGACAAGAACCAGGCUUUACAGACCACGAGCACACACACGGAGAAGUCGCUUCAGAGAGGCUCUUCAGAUAAUGAAGAACUUUUGCAGUUUCCGCUGGAGUUGUGUUCAGAUUCUCUUCCUUCCCAUCCGUUCCCGGCAGUCAAAGCCACGUCUGUAGAUGACAGUUCCUUUGCAGACAGAUGCGGCGGCUGGAUAGAGCUCAUUAAACUGAAAGCUCAGAGCAUAAGGCGCGGAUCAAUGAAGACAAGUAGGCGGCUGCUCCCACCCCGCCCCCGGGGAUCUCAGAGGCUUAUCUUGGUUUCCCGUGGUGAAAGCUAGACCCGAUUGCUGUCUUGCCAUUCACUUUCCGACACUGCAGGCAGGCGCUGGCACGCGAGGCUGUAGCCCUGCUAUGGGGUCACUUACGGAGCUACCGAAGGAAGGGCCUGCUCGUGUCUGAUCUCAGCUAGGAAAGCGUCUUGAACAUUUGCUGUUUGUGGUGGUUGUGGUUUGUAAAGCGAGUCUGGAAAAGAAUGGCCGUCCAGAUCUAACCCUUCUACGUAUUGGAGAGAGGUUUCUGGAACCCGGCUAUAGACAUUGGGCAAGCGUGUUCCGCAGGAGGGAAGAGUUCAGAGACUCCCACGCUCCCGCGCUUCUCUGCACCGGCGGCCCUUGGGUCUGGGGUCCGUGUUUUGCAGGGAGCCAUAGUGAAGGAAGGAGUUUUAGAAUCCACGGAAAGGGAAGGAACCGGCCCCGUCUGGUUCUGAAUCUUCCC